Fusarium redolens is the source of this 3069-nucleotide messenger RNA. RefSeq lists its product as uncharacterized. The transcript has 5 exons. The record is from RefSeq and is a predicted model, not a curated record. Bases 1 to 3069 code for a protein of 1022 amino acids. Gene Ontology annotation, biological process: regulation of intracellular pH; proton export across plasma membrane. Gene Ontology annotation, molecular function: ATP binding; ATP hydrolysis activity; P-type proton-exporting transporter activity. Gene Ontology annotation, cellular component: plasma membrane. NCBI's taxonomy places the organism in Eukaryota, Fungi, Ascomycota, Sordariomycetes, Hypocreales, Nectriaceae.
AUGUCUAAACUAUUCCGUCGUCGCAAGAACAACAACGAUGACCUGGAAUCCAACGCUGGCCGGCGGGCCUCUCGCGCUUCCAGGGGCGGGAGAGCCGCCAGCAUUGUAGACGACAGUCUCGGCGAGUAUCCUGCCCUGGAUCACUACAUCAGCAACUAUCGCGAAGACCGCCGUCGAAGCGCAGCUGAUGAUCGUGAUGGGAAGGUCAAGAAGAAGCAUUGGUGGCAGUUUGGUAGUGGUGUCGAUGCUCAGGAGGAGCCCCCCGCCAAGAAGGGUACUCCUGAUGCUUGGCUUGAGACGGAUCUCACGACUGGUCUUGCGUCGGAUGAAGUUGAAAGACGAAGGCAGAUAACAGGAUGGAACGAGUUGGUUUCUGAGAAGGAGAAUAUGUUUGCCAAGUUUCUUGGUUUCUUUACCGGUCCAAUUCUUUAUGUUAUGGAGGUCGCAGCACUUCUCGCGGUCGGAUUGGGGGAUUGGGUUGACUUUGGAGUCAUCGUCGGUAUUCUUAUGCUUAACGCCUUCGUCGGGUUCUACCAAGAGAAGCAAGCCGCAGAUGUUGUGGCUAGUCUCAAGGGUGAUAUCGCAAUGCGAUGCACAGUCAUACGCGACAGCAACGAACAAGAAAUUCUGGCACGAGAACUCGUCCCAGGAGACAUUCUCAUUGUUCAAGAAGGCGGUACAGUCGCUGCAGAUGCCCGUCUUAUCUGCGACUAUACACGCCCCGAAGACUUUGAACUGUACAAACGCCUCCGAGCCGAAGAUAAACUCGACCGUAGCGAUGAGGAAGAUGAAUUUGCUGAUGGCCCAGACAAAGAACAAGAUCAUGAUACAUCGACAGAACAUGAUGCUCAUCAUCACACUCAUGAGCAAGAGCCACUCGACUAUCGCAGUCGUCCUCUCGCAGCCAUUGAUCAGUCUGCUAUCACUGGCGAGUCACUUGCUGUCGAGAAGUAUCUUGGCGAUAUGGUCUACUAUACCACUGGUUGCAAAAGAGGAAAGGCGUUUGCCCUUGUUCAAACCACUGCUAAAGAGUCUUUCGUGGGCCGUACUGCAGACCUUGUACAGGGAGCCAAGGAUCAAGGCCACUUCAAGGCUAUCAUGAACAACAUUGGAACCUCGCUUCUCGUUCUCGUUAUGUUCUGGAUCCUCAUAGCUUGGAUUGGAGGAUUCUUCCACCACAUUGGAAUGACGGAGCCUGGAUCGCAGAAUCUUCUUCAUUAUGCUCUUGUUCUUCUUAUCAUUGGUGUCCCUGUUGGUCUUCCAGUGGUGACAACCACGACCCUCGCUGUUGGAGCAGCCUAUCUCGCGAAACAAAAGGCCAUUGUUCAAAAGCUUACAGCUAUUGAAUCUCUUGCUGGCGUCGACAUUCUCUGUUCUGACAAGACCGGCACGUUGACUGCAAACAAGCUAUCGAUUCGCGAUCCUUGGCUGGCAGAAGGCCAGGAUGUUAAUUGGAUGAUGGCAGUCGCAGCUCUGGCUUCUAGUCACAAUCUCAGAACGUUAGACCCAAUCGACAAAGUCACCAUCCUUACUCUCAAGCGUUACCCCGAAGCGCGAGAGAUUCUCAAGCAGGGAUGGGUGACUGAGUCGUUCACACCUUUCGACCCUGUCUCUAAGCGCAUCACUGCGGUUUGCCGCCUCGGGAACGACACUUAUUUUUGCGUCAAAGGUGCGCCCAAAGCGGUCCUGAAAUUAGCUUCAGGCUCUGAGGAGGAAAGCCGAAUCUACAAAGAGAAAGCCCAAGACUUUGCUCGAAGAGGUUUCCGUUCGCUUGGUGUUGCUUACAAGAAGAACGAUGGUCCCUGGGUCAUUUUGGGUUUGCUAUCCAUGUUUGAUCCUCCUCGCGAGGACACAGCUCAGACAAUCAUCGAGGCAGGUCAUCUCGGAGUCCCCGUCAAGAUGUUGACUGGAGAUGCAAUUGCAAUUGCAAAAGAAACUUGCAAGAUGCUGUCUCUUGGAACCAAGGUUUACAACUCUGAGAGACUGAUCCAUGGCGGCUUGUCUGGAAGUGUACAGCAUGACUUCGUCGAGCGUGCAGAUGGCUUUGCAGAAGUGUUCCCAGAGCACAAGUACACGGUCGUCGAAAUGCUUCAGCAAAGAGGCCAUCUCACGGCAAUGACUGGUGAUGGUGUUAACGACGCUCCUUCCCUGAAGAAAGCGGAUUGUGGUAUUGCUGUUGAGGGUGCUUCAGAAGCUGCCCAAGCUGCAGCAGAUAUCGUUUUCCUCGCUCCAGGCCUAAGCACAAUUGUCCUGGCAAUCAAGACCGCUCGUCAGAUAUUUCAAAGAAUGAAGGCGUAUAUCCAAUACCGUAUUGCGCUCUGUCUUCACUUGGAGAUCUAUCUCACGCUUUCUAUGGUCGUCAUCAACGAAACCAUCCGAGUCGACCUCAUCGUUUUCCUUGCACUUUUUGCAGACUUGGCAACUGUUGCAGUUGCUUAUGAUAAUGCUCAUUGGGAACCACGACCUGUAGAGUGGCAGCUACCCAAGAUAUGGGUUAUGAGUGUGAUUCUUGGGAUCCUUCUAGCUCUUGCAACUUGGGUAUUGAGAGGCGCUAUGUUCCUGCCGAAUGGAGGUUUCAUUCAGAACUUUGGUUCUAUCCAAGAGAUCCUCUUCCUCGAAGUCGCCCUCACUGAGAACUGGCUCAUCUUCGUCACACGAGGCGGCAAGACCUGGCCAUCAUGGCAACUAGUGUUCGCAAUUCUCGGCGUAGAUAUCCUCGCUACUCUGUUUUGCCUCUUUGGCUGGAUGUCCGGUAGAGGCGAGAUUUCCCACCCCGAGUCGAACUUCAAGCAGAGCAGCAAUGGCUGGGUCGACAUCGUAACUGUUGUGAUCGUCUGGCUUUACUCUUUCGGUGUAACUGUCGUCAUUGCUAUCGUUUACUUUGUUCUCAAUAAGCUGUCUUGGCUGGAUAAUCUCGGUAGGAAGGACCGUAGAAAGAAGGAUACCAAGCUGGAGAACAUCCUCGGUCACUUGCAGAAGCUUGCUAUUGAGCAUGAGGUUGAUGAGAAGACUGGAAAGAGUAGAUUUAUGCUAGCAGAGAAGGUUGCUGAUGAGGAGGAUGAUAUCUAG